This is a messenger RNA of Nannospalax galili (Upper Galilee mountains blind mole rat), 1001 nucleotides long. RefSeq names its product cell division cycle 16 (gene Cdc16). The record is from RefSeq and is a predicted model, not a curated record. Gene Ontology annotation, molecular function: protein binding. Gene Ontology annotation, biological process: cell division. NCBI's taxonomy places the organism in Eukaryota, Metazoa, Chordata, Mammalia, Rodentia, Spalacidae.
GUGUCACUUGCCAAUGCUGUAUAUUGGAUUGGAAUAUGGUCUGACCAAUAACUCCAAAUUGGCUGAACGUUUCUUUGGCCAAGCUCUGAGCAUCGCACCAGAAGACCCCUUCGUCAUCCAUGAGGUUGGAGUCGUUGCAUUUCAGAAUGGAGAAUGGAAAACAGCAGAAAAAUGGUUUCUUGAUGCUUUGGAAAAAAUUAAAGCAAUUGGGAAUGAGGUAACAGUUGACAAGUGGGAACCUUUGUUGAACAACUUGGGACAUGUCUGCAGAAAACUUAAAAAAUAUGCUGAGGCUUUGGAUUACCACCGGCAGGCACUGGUGCUGAUCCCGCAGAAUGCUUCCACCUAUUCUGCCAUAGGGUAUAUCCAUAGUCUGAUGGGCAACUUUGAAAAUGCUGUGGACUAUUUCCACACAGCCCUUGGUCUUAGGCGAGAUGACACAUUUUCUGUUACAAUGCUUGGUCACUGUAUUGAAAUGUACAUUGGUGAUUCUGAAGCUUACAUUGGAGCAGACAUUAAAGACAAAUUAAAAUGUUAUGACUUUGAUGUGCAUACAAUGAAGACACUAAAAAACAUUAUUUCACCUCCGUGGGAUUUCAGGGACUUUGAAGUAGAAAAACAGAGCACAGAAGAAGCGGGGCUUGCACCAUUGGAAAACUCCAGAAAAACUCCAGAUUCCAGACCUUCUUUGGAAGAAACUUUUGAAAUUGAAAUGAAUGAAAGUGACAUGAUGUUAGAGACAUCUAUGUCAGACCACAGCACAUAAUUCCACAGACAGUAGUCCAGGACCUGCGCAUGCUGGUCUAGGUCAGUAUUUCCUUGCAUCCUUGUUCCGCCUUAAGAAUUUCCCACUUCCUAAUGUGAAUCCAAACUACAUCUCUACAUUUAGGACCAGCGGCCUACCCUAAGAGACGGGAUAGUACACCUUGGCAGCAGAUGUUUUCUGAUUCUCUGAACCUACGAAAUAGUUAUACGUAGUGGAAUAAAGAAGGUAAACCAUC